AUGGGCUGGUUUGGGCUCUUCGGCUCUGAUAGCAACCAUGAGCAGUCCAAGUCUGACACUCCAUCGACAUCUCAAAGCAAUGUAGCUCUUACAGAAGAGCAGCGACUACGAAUCUUCGGUCGCCCAGGACCAGCUCAAACUGAACACAAGACAUCUCGCGGACACGAUGACGAUGCGGAAUUGAACGACCUGAUAAAAGCCUUCGAGGCUUCAGAAACUCCCUCAUCAGAUCAAAGAAGCGCGCCGUCAGCACAAGUAAAAGCAAAGGCAAUCCCGAAACAACACUCCCGCCUCCUCCCAGACGGAGGUCUCGAUAUCUCCCCCGAAGCAGUCUAUCCCAGAACAAUGUCGUGUCGACAACAAUUCGACCAAGCAUACUACUGCCAAUCCCUCGGAGGAAAAUUCAACGACAUUUACAGAUACGGGCAUAUCAAGAGCUGUUCGGAACAAUGGGGCGCUUUUUGGUUUUGCAUGAGGACGCGCACAUUACCGGAUCAUGAGCGGGAAGAGGAGAUUAAGAAUUUUUAUCAGAAGAGGGAUGAGAGGCGGAAGGCGGAGCAUGGGUCUAGUGAGGAUAUUUGGGAGAUCAGGACGAGGGCUGUGGAGAAGGCUUUUUGGAAAGAUCCGGAUGAUGAGGGCGGGGGGGAUGUGAGGGCGAGAGAGUGAGAGGGUUUUCUGGCGAUGGAGAUGAUGGCAAUGUGGAAACGGUUCUCUCCCCGGAGAUUCGUGGUAUCUUGAGGCGAGGUGCAUGAGACCUCAAAGGGGCGACCGCGAUGCAACAUCAUGCCUCCUGCCGCGAGGCAGAACGCAGAUGACCAAUGCUGUGUUCAGACCUCGCAGCAAGCCCGAGAAAGGGGUGUCGAAGGGUGGCAUAUGGUCGCUGAACGGAUUGACGCGUGAGAGAGGGGUUGGGAGAGGUGUAGCAGAAUCGUAGGAGAGAAGGCGAUGAAUUGAAUAUCGCAACCAGUAUCGUAGUACUGAUGAAAGCUACAGAUACAUAUACAUCAUCAUGACCCGGGUGGCCUCAUGAGGCUAUCAAUCUUGUCG
This is a messenger RNA of Pseudocercospora fijiensis CIRAD86, 1047 nucleotides long. RefSeq lists its product as uncharacterized. The transcript has a single exon. The record is from RefSeq and is a predicted model, not a curated record. Lineage: Eukaryota; Fungi; Ascomycota; Dothideomycetes; Mycosphaerellales; Mycosphaerellaceae. The coding region runs from base 1 to 666 and encodes 221 amino acids.